This is a messenger RNA of Exophiala viscosa, 1494 nucleotides long. Its product is annotated as alpha,alpha-trehalose-phosphate synthase 1. Gene Ontology annotation, cellular component: alpha,alpha-trehalose-phosphate synthase complex (UDP-forming); cytosol. Gene Ontology annotation, biological process: cellular response to heat; trehalose biosynthetic process. The annotation marks the transcript as partial. Gene Ontology annotation, molecular function: alpha,alpha-trehalose-phosphate synthase (UDP-forming) activity; trehalose-phosphatase activity. The record is from RefSeq and is a predicted model, not a curated record. NCBI's taxonomy places the organism in Eukaryota, Fungi, Ascomycota, Eurotiomycetes, Chaetothyriales, Herpotrichiellaceae. The transcript is spliced from 4 exons.
AUGCCUUCAGCUGCGGAUAGCUCUCCCAAAUUGGAAUCGCGAUUGCUCCUAGUCUCAAAUCGUCUUCCUAUCACCAUCAAGCGUUCUAAAGAUGGUAAAUAUGACUACUCGAUGUCCUCGGGUGGCCUCGUCACCGGUCUAAGUGGAUUGUCCAAAAGUACCACCUUCCAAUGGUAUGGCUGGCCUGGGCUGGAAAUCCCAAAGGAUGAGAUCGAGGGCGUCACUGGUAGACUGAAGGACGAAUUCAAUGCCAUCCCAGUCUUCAUGAGCGACGAAUUGGCAGACAGGCAUUACAAUGGCUUCUCAAACUCUAUCAUGUGGCCGUUGUUCCAUUACCAUCCCGGUGAGAUCACUUUUGACGAGUCGGCCUGGAACGCUUAUAGCGAAGCAAAUCGUCUCUUUGCUCGUGCCGUCGCCAAAGAUGUACAGGAUGGCGAUCUGGUCUGGGUCCACGACUAUCAUCUCAUGCUUCUUCCCCAGAUGCUCCGCGAGGAGAUCGGCUCGUCAAAAUCCAACGUCAAAAUUGGGUUCUUCCUCCACACCCCCUUCCCAUCCAGUGAGAUCUACAGAAUCCUUCCUGUUCGAAAUGAAAUCCUGCUGGGCACUCUUCAUUGUGAUCUGAUUGGAUUCCACACCUACGACUAUGCACGACACUUUCUCAGCAGCUGUUCGCGGAUUCUAGGCCUAACAACAACUCCAAAUGGCGUCGAGUUCGAGGGCAAGAUCGUUACUGUCGGUGCUUUCCCCAUCGGCAUUGAUCCCGAGAAAUUCACCGAAGGUCUCAAGAAAGAGAAAGUGCAGAAAAGAAUAGCUGUCCUCGAGGAAAAGUUCAAAGGAGUCAAGUUGAUCGUAGGAGUGGAUCGUCUCGACUACAUCAAAGGUGUUCCUCAAAAACUGCACGCGCUCGAGGUCUUCCUUACGGAUCAUCCCGAAUGGAUCGGAAAAGUGGUGUUGGUUCAGGUGGCUGUACCGAGUCGACAAGAUGUCGAAGAAUAUCAGAAUUUACGUGCGGUGGUCAAUGAGCUGGUCGGACGGAUCAAUGGCAAAUUUGGCACUGUCGAGUUCAUGCCUAUUCACUUUAUGCACAAGUCAGUCAACUUCGACGAGCUGAUCGCUCUGUACGCCGUCUCCGAUGUCUGUCUUGUUUCAUCUACCCGAGAUGGUAUGAACUUGGUAUCAUUCGAAUACAUUGCCUCGCAAGAGGACAGACACGGUGUUAUGAUCUUGUCCGAGUUUGCCGGUGCCGCCCAGAGCUUAAAUGGCAGUAUCUUGGUCAACCCCUGGAAUACGGAUGAGCUGGCUGGUGCCAUCCAAGAGGCGGUCACCAUGAGCCCGGAACAUCGCGCCCUCAACUACUCCAAAUUGCACAAAUAUGUCUUCAAGUAUACAAGUGCUUUCUGGGGACAAUCCUUCGUGGCGGAACUGACGAGAAUAUCUGCUGCUGGAGAGAGGAAGCUGAAGGCCAGACGCGCGUCACUGAUACGAGCCCCAACA